Salvia miltiorrhiza (redroot sage) is the source of this 1796-nucleotide messenger RNA. RefSeq names its product rosmarinate synthase-like. The transcript is spliced from 2 exons. Lineage: Eukaryota; Viridiplantae; Streptophyta; Magnoliopsida; Lamiales; Lamiaceae. The coding region runs from base 75 to 1427 and encodes 450 amino acids. Gene Ontology annotation, molecular function: acyltransferase activity, transferring groups other than amino-acyl groups. The record is from RefSeq and is a predicted model, not a curated record.
CAGAUCUCUUUCAACUAAUGUACCAAUCAUACUCUGAUCACUAGCUCUAACCACCCUUUUCUUUUUAUAAGGCGAUGAUCUCUUACAUUCUGGGACGUAAGAAAUUCCUCUCUCUCUCUCUCUCUCUCUCUCCCCGUGACACCAUGAGGAUCAAUGUGAAAGAAACGACGAUGGUGAGGCCGAUGACAGAAACACCAAGUGGGAGUCUGUGGCUCUCGAAUUUGGACUUACUAAUGCCUGCUACCUUCCACAGCCGCUCCGUACACUUGUACCGCUCCAACGGCGCCGCCAACUUCUUCGACGUUGCCUUACUGAAGGCGGCGCUUGGGCGGGUCCUGGUUAACUUCUACCCCUAUGCAGGGAGGCUGGAGAAGGCUGACAACGGCCGCAUCCAGAUCAACUGCAACGCCGAGGGAGUGUUGUUCGUCGAGGCGGAGUGCGACGCCGUAGUCGAUGACUUGGGUGAUUUCGGCCACCGCGCCCUCGACCUCUCUCUCGCCCCUAAAGUCGAUUAUUCCCUCGAAAUUUCCACUAUCCCGCUUUUGAUACUGCAGUUGACUCGCUUCAAAUGCGGUAGCAUUUCCUUGGGCAUCGCAAACGAGCACCACAUCUCCGACGGGACAUCCGCCCUCCAUUUCAUCAGCACGUGGUCUGACGCCGCCCGCGGCCUAACUGCCACGGCCGUCCCCCCUGUCCUCGACCGCCGCCUCCUCUCCGCGCGCAGCCCGCCGCAGCCCCAGUUCCCCCACGACGAAUACCAGCCCCCGCCACGGCUCACAACCCCUCUCCCUCUCCCCAACACCGACAAAUCGCACGCAACCUUCAAACUCACCCCCGACCACCUCCGCGCCCUCAAGCAGAGAUGCAAAUCCAGCUACACCACCUACGAGGUGGUCACCGGCCACGUGUGGCGCUGCAUCUGCGCCGCCCGCCGCCUCCCCAGUGACCAGCAAAGCAGGCUGCAAAUCCCGAUGGACGCGCGCAGGAGGCUGGCGCCCCCCCUGCCGCCGGGUUUCUUCGGCAACGUGCUUUUGUUCACCACUUCGACCGCUCUGUGCGGCGAGCUGGUGUCGAAUCCGGUGGAGUUCGCGGUGGAGAAAGUCCACGCGGCGCUGGGUCGGAUAGACGACGAGUACUUGAGGUCGGCGGUUGAUUACUUGGAGGUGCAGCUGUCGAAUAUGCACGCCAUCGCGCGCAGCGAGAGCAACGUGAAUUGCCCUAAUUUUGGGAUCGUGAGCUGGGUGCGGCUGCCUUUGUACCCGGAUUUCGGGUGGGGGAAGCCGGUUUACGCGGGGCCGGCGGCGGCUCCGUAUGAAGGGAAGGGAUAUUUGUUCGUGGAUGGGGAGAGUGAAGGGGGUUUGUUGCUUAUGAUCACGCUGCUCAACCCACAUAUGGAGGCCUUUCGCAACUUGCUCUAUCAUAUUUGAAAUCUACUGUUACUGGUAAUGCUUGAAUGUGUCGUAUAUGGAUCAUGUGUUAUUUAAUUAAGAACUAGUACACUCGCCCGUCGAUGCACGGCGAAUAUAGCUUUACAUCAAAAUUAAACGAUGUAGUGUGUGUACCGCUAAAUGAUUAGGGUUAAUGUCUAAAACUGAAGGUCUUGGGUUCGAUUCCCCUUUGGCACGACCUUUAAAUUUCUUUAUUUAAUCAUAUUAAUUUAUAUAAAAAAAUUAAAUGAUGUAUUAAAUGAAUAAAAAAAAUAAAUAUUAAAUAUAGUUAGAAUAUAAGUAAAUGUAAAUUAUUUUUUCUUAAAAAAUUAAAAUAAUAUACAUCAAUUACUCAGUAAAGAUCCUUAA